Messenger RNA from Marchantia polymorpha subsp. ruderalis, 1326 nucleotides. The record is from the annotation of a GenBank genome assembly. NCBI's taxonomy places the organism in Eukaryota, Viridiplantae, Streptophyta, Marchantiopsida, Marchantiales, Marchantiaceae.
AUCACAACCCCGUGUAUGGAAUGCUUCGCAGUAUCUUCAUCUGGUGAGGCUUUAGUGCGCAGCUGGUCGUGAGUUUUCCAGUUCUCAGCAUCAGUUCUCAGAUCAUUCAAGCUGAAGGAGUUCGGAGGCGGAAAGACGAGUGCAGGACGUUUGUGGAAGUGAUCAGGUGCGGGAAGUGGGGGUCGAGGGAAAGAGGCAAUCAGGUGAUCGGAUCGUUGCUGUGCAGUGAAGAGCAGUGCCGAGUAGAUCGUCACGAUGGGGGCCAAAAUGUCGGGAAUGGCCGUCACGGAGGAGUGCAAAGAGAAGUUCAUGGAGCUGAAGAAGAAAAAGACGUACCGGUACAUUAUAUUUAAGAUCGACGAGAAAGUGCAGCAGAUUGUGGUGGACAAGGCCGGAGCCCCGACAGAGGACUACGAUGCAUUCGCUGCUUGCCUUCCGGAGAGCGAUUGCAGGUACGGAGUGUUCGACUUCGACUUCACCACGCCUGACAACUGUCGUAAGAGCAAGAUUUUCUUCAUCGCUUGGUCGCCCGAUACCUCUCGAGUCAAAUCCAAGAUGAUGUACUCGAGCUCCAAGGACAAGUUCAAAAGGGAGCUCGACGGCGUCCACUACGAGCUCCAAGCCACGGAUCCCACAGAAAUGGACCUCGAUGUCAUCAAGGGUCGUGCCAGCUGAAACACUCGCAGAUCAGACCAAUCUUUCUGGUUGCAGCAGCAGAGCUUGAUCCCUGACCCUUGACCCUUCAUCCCUUUCUUUUCUUCACCCAUCUUUCAGCGAGGCAUUACAGCAGCAUAUCCUAAGACUGAGCUUCCGAGCCUGACAGACAUGGCAACUGGGCAGAUCGAUGCAAUGGCCGUUGCCAGAUGUAAGAUUAAGAGUGAGUAUGGCAAUACUGUAAACGACGCUCGUGCCUUGAGAGCCAAGGAUCGCGGUCUGCGUGCCUUGGAAAUCGGGCGAGGGAUGCUGAUGGUGAAUUUCUGUACAGUUCAGAUAAAGCUCGUCCAGAUUUCCGGGUCAACUUGAGAUCGAUCGACCGACCGAGCAGGCGUACAGACAGACAGAAAGACAGACUCCGUUGAUCUAUCUCAGACACAGGCCGACGAAGCGAGAUUUUUGAAUCUUUCAAGAUCGUAGUCAGGGCCAACCGACUACAUACAUAAUCAUAAUGACAGAGAGAGAGAGAGCGAGACAGAUGAGUGAUUACAGUUCCAGUUAACUAGAUGCUCCUUUGGCCAGUUAUUGUACGCCCUUUAUCCCUCGGCCCUAUUCUUUUCUUGGGGGCCGGGGACAGUUUAUGACAUUGAUUGAUAACUUGGUUGAUUCUGU